CAUGCGCGGCCCUACCAGUGCCGGGCUGGAAAGAAACCACGAGCCGUUGCUCCCCUGCAGUUCUGCCCCGCCCGGUUGUAAGAUGGCGGCGCCGGAGUCACGUGGGGCGCGCCCAGACUGGGACAUGGCGGCCGCGGAGGGAGCUGCGCUAGACGCAGAGAAUGAGAGAGAGGAGGUGGAGGAGCAGCUGGUCAUGGUGGAAUUAUCUGGAAUUAUUGAUUCAGACUUCCUAGAAAAAUGUGAAAACAAGUGUAAGAUUUUGGGAAUAGACACAGAUAGACCCAUUUUACAAGUGGACAGAUAUGUUUUUGCUGGACAGUAUGAAGAUGCCCUUGGAACGUGUGUGGUCUUUGAAGAAAAUGCAGAGCAUGUGGAUGCAGAAGGCAACCAAAAAGUACAGUUGAAAUACAAGUGCCACACAAUGAAGAAGCUAAACAUGACACGAACGCUCUUAACAGAAAAGAAGGAAGAAGAAGAGACCGUAGGCCGCGGUGAGCGAAGCAUUUGCAGAAGAGUUACAAAGAACAAACACUUGCCCUUAUCUGUUCUACUGUACCGAGCCAGCAAUUCUACACAAAGCGGUUAUGUCAUCUUAUAACUAAAAUAAUCAAAGUUUAAGGCAUAUAUUUUUUCUGAUUCCACACCUGCUUUUCUACUAUUUCUGGUACCACUUUUCUGUCAAGUUAACUGAUACCCUUAAUAUGGUAGUCUCCUUACUGCUUGGCUAAAACAUCCUCUCAGUGUCUUGAAUCAUAUAGAAACCAUUCUGGAGCAGUUUUUUGACAGUAGUGGAUGCUAUAAAAACCUAUUAAACGUGUUAUUUAAUUUUUUUAAACAAUGAGUUUGACAGGUGGUUUAAUAGCUGUAUUUUACACAGCAGCUGGUAGAUUAUAUCUCCGGCCUUUGGUUCCUCCUUCAGUUGAAAGAACUCUGGAGUCUGCACAACUAGUUUGUAUGUCAGAGAGAGCCUGAUCUUGAAUCAUUUAAUAGCAAUUACUGUCUGGCCAUUGUUCAGCCAGAAGUAUAACAUGGAAGACCUUCUGGUAUGAAGCUCUUAUUCAUAAAGCAAUGAAAAUGGGUGAUUAUCAGUCACCUGAAAGGAACUUUAAAGACCUUUCUUCCCUUAGUUCUUUGAAAAGAAUAUUAUAGUGGAGGAACAAAACUGUCAGUUCUGAAUUCUGUGCUGUAAUGUUUAGGCACAGUGAAGUUUAAAGAGCUGUUAAUUUUAGUUAAGAAUUUUCCUGAUCUGCUCAUUUCAAAAGGGUAAUAAUGGGAAAAGGUCUGUCCUACGCAACAGAAAGAAGUAAGGCCAACUGGAAGGCAUUGAGUAAUUUCUGUGUAGAAAUACUUUAUGCUCUCCAGUUUUUAAAGUAAGUGUCAGUUUCCACCCUUUGCCCUUCAGGGUUUUUGUAGCUGAAGCUUAUGGAAUGCACCAUCUCUUCUACAAUGGUGGUUUGUCUCAGCCUUGAUAAAGACUAUUACCUCUUGUAUGUUGUCUUGGAAUAAAACAAGUAACUAAUGAAACUAAGGUUCCUCUCCUGCUCUACCACUGUUUAAUCUCUUUCUUUGGAUCAGGUGGUGUGGAGUGGUUACAGAUCAAGGACAAAGAGUUCUCAUACAGCAGACCCAAUAUGAUUUGUAGCUUUCUGCGUGAAAAGGAAGA
Alligator mississippiensis (American alligator) is the source of this 1663-nucleotide messenger RNA. It is a transcript of the gene GTF3C6, whose product is annotated as general transcription factor IIIC subunit 6. Gene Ontology annotation, biological process: transcription by RNA polymerase III. The coding region runs from base 2 to 598 and encodes 198 amino acids. NCBI's taxonomy places the organism in Eukaryota, Metazoa, Chordata, Crocodylia, Alligatoridae. Gene Ontology annotation, cellular component: transcription factor TFIIIC complex. The transcript is spliced from 6 exons. The record is from RefSeq and is a predicted model, not a curated record.